Molecule: messenger RNA, 1029 nt
Organism: Diaporthe citri
Lineage: Eukaryota; Fungi; Ascomycota; Sordariomycetes; Diaporthales; Diaporthaceae
Exons: 3
Coding region: 1-1029 (342 amino acids)
Biological process (GO): mitotic spindle assembly checkpoint signaling
Cellular component (GO): mitotic checkpoint complex; bub1-bub3 complex; kinetochore
Molecular function (GO): ubiquitin binding
Source: RefSeq, a predicted model, not a curated record
AUGGCCCCAGCAACGCAAUUUGAGGUCGCGCAGCCCCCAGACGACGCCGUAUCGCGCGUCGUCUUCGCUCCAGAAUCAUCAACACGGCUGCUUGUCUCGUCAUGGGACAAGAACGUCUACCUAUACGAAGUCGAGGAUGGCGAGACACCUUCAGCAGCACUGGUGCGCCAGUUCGAGCACCGCGCGCCCGUUAUGGACGUGUGCUUUGGCGCUAGCGACAACGAAGCCUUCACGGCCGGGGUGGACCACAGGGUGACAAGGAUCGAUCUGGAGACCGGCUCCCAGACUGUCAUGAGCGAACACACCAAGCCCGUCCGCUGCGUCGUCUUCUCCGCCGAGCACCAACUCCUCAUCUCCGCCUCGUGGGACAGCACGCUACACAUCCACAACACCGCCGCGCCCGACAGCCCCCCGGCCGUCGUCCAGCUCCCGGGGAAGCCGCACGCCAUGUCGUCGAGCCCGACCAAGGUCGUCGUCGCCAUGACCGCGCGGCUGGUGCACAUCUUCGACCUCCCCACCAUCGCCAAGCAGCUCGCCUCCUCGUCGGCGCCCGAGAUCAGGCCCUGGCAGUCGCGGGAGUCGUCCCUCAAGUUCCUGACCAGGGCCGUCGCCUGCAUGCCCAACGAUGCCGGCUAUGCCACCAGCUCGAUCGAGGGCCGCGUCGCCGUGGAGUGGUUCGAGGACUCGGCUGAGUCGCAGGCGCGCAAGUACGCAUUCAAGUGCCACCGGCAGGCGGCUCCUGAGGAGGAGGGCGGCGGGGACGUUGUCUUUCCUGUCAAUGCGCUUACGUUCCACCCUGUGUUUGGGAAGACGUUUGCGAGCGGUGGCGGCGACGGGACUGUGGCGCUGUGGGAUGCCGAGGCCAAGAGGAGGAUGAAGCAGUACCAGAAUUUUGGCAAUAGUGUGGCAUCGCUUGCCUUCUCGUCCAACGGGAAGUACAUGGCAGCGGGUGUCUGCCCCGGUUUCGAGACAGGGCAGGAGGAUUACAGUGGGCACGGCCAGAGACCAAGGUGGUCAUCAGGGAGUUGA